This is a messenger RNA of Castor canadensis (American beaver), 1631 nucleotides long. RefSeq names its product TLR adaptor interacting with endolysosomal SLC15A4 (gene Tasl). The record is from RefSeq and is a predicted model, not a curated record. Gene Ontology annotation, biological process: regulation of toll-like receptor signaling pathway. Lineage: Eukaryota; Metazoa; Chordata; Mammalia; Rodentia; Castoridae.
ACUGUUUUUUCCAUAGGAUCAGUUAUAAAAAGAAUGGCAAGGCAAGGAACAGCUUAGUCUCCUGGUCUCAUCAGCGAAGGGCUUACGAUCAUUUCUGGAAAGAGUGCUGGCUGGCUUCUUCACCUCUAUUUGGUCAAUCCCUGUUUCUGCAGAACCAAAGGAGCAGACUGGUUAGUGAAGAAUGCUGUCAGAAGGGUAUCUCAGUGGACUUGCCUAUUGGAAUGACAUCCACUGGAAUUAUGCAUCUUAUAAUGAGCAGGUGGCUGGGGAACAGGAAGAAGAGACAGAUUCUGUUGCUGCUCUUUCCUAUUCUUCUGUGGAUGAAACACAAGUCAGAAGUCUCUAUGUGAGCUGCAAGUCCUCUGGAAAGUUCAUUUCUUCAGUACAUUCAAGAGAGAGCCAACACAGCAGAAGUCAGAGAGUCACGGUGCUGCAGACAAACCCAAAUCCUAUGUUUGAGAGCCCCAACUUGGCUGCAGUUGAAAUAUGCAGAGACCCCAGAAGAGGGACCUACUUGGUUCCACCUUCCUGCAAAAGUAUUUGCAAGAAUUACAAUGACUUACAUAUUGCAGGGGGCCAGGUGAUGGCCAUUAACUCAGUGUCAACAGAUUUUCCAUCUGAGGGCAGUUUUGAAUAUGGUCCUUUGCUGAAGUCAUCUGAAAUUCCCUUGCCCAUGGAGGAUUCCAUUUCUACUCAGCCCAAUGACUUUUCCCAAAAGCCUAUCCAGAGGUACUCAUCCUAUUGGAGAAUAACCAGCAUCAAAGAGAAAAGUAGCCUACAAAUGCAGAAGCCUAUUUCAAAUGCAGUGCUGAAUGAGUACCUGGAGCAGAAAGUGGUAGAGUUAUACAAGCAGUACAUUAUGGACACCAUGUUUCAUGACAGUUCUCCUACUCAGAUAUUGGCAUCUGAACUCAUCAUGACAAGUGUGGACCAAAUAAGUCUUCAAGUGUCUAGAGAGAAGAACCUGGAGUCCUCAAAAGCCAGGGAUAUAGUCAUUAGCCGCCUCUUACAAUUGGUGUCAACUGAGAUCAGCACUCCGAGUCUCCAUAUUUCUCAGUAUAGCAAUGUGAAUCCCUAGAGAGGACGCUUCCAUCCUCCCAAUUACUUGAACUCAAAGCAACACUUUACUCCUUUAUUCAGAGAAUGUGCGGGGUUGGGGGGGAGGUUGUGAAAAGAAGUUAAGAUUUAGAGAAGUGAAGGUUAGGUGGGAGUCAGGUGUGAAUGAAGUUUGAGAAAUAUAAUAUUAUAUAUGAUGAUGGAAUACUGGAAAAGGAGCCAUAGGAUGAUUUUAAAGAUAGUUUUCUACAGCAGCAAAGCAAAAAUAAAAAAAAUUACUGAAAAGGAAAAGCUUAUGAUUGAUUUAUGGGAACAUAGAAAUUAGAAAAGACAUGCCUAAUAAAAAAGGAAACACCAUGGCAAAACUAAAAAGCCAAAUGGUAUCAGAAUAGAGUUAAAAAUAUGUUUGUUGCCCAAAUAAAGUCCUCUCAAGUUGUUUCUUCUUGAGGGAAAUGGAUUGCAGAAGGCAGCCCUAUUUGGGUAGAAAGAUAUGUUAAAACAUUUUUCAAAGUAUAUGUUUAUACUUCUUUUCUCUAAUCUGUAUCAGUAUACCAUUUAGAUAUAUUCUUUGUAAA